UUAAUGGCACUGGCUAGCCAAUUAUAUCAUAGAAAUCAUUAUUCGUUUGUAUGGUAGAAAGAGGUGAUCACAACUGAAUGGAGGAGAGUAGACAGAGUAUCAAAUGGUUUAUCUCAUAGAAAUUAUUGGUCGACUUGGUGAGCCAUCGAAGACUCAUUUUAUUCCACAUUCCUAGUUCUACUCAAUCCACUUAAUUUCAUAUUUCUCUCAAAACACCAUUAUCUUCAUUUCUUCAUUGUUUUCCAUCUGCUUGAUAAUUUUUAUAAUGGCCGCGGAACAAAUUCUUGUUAACGGGGUCACUGAAAUCAUUAAAAAGAUAUUACCUGUUAUUACUGAGCAAAUUACCCUGGCAUGGGGUGUAAAAGACAACUUAAGAAAGCUCAGGGAUACCUUGGAGUCAGCUCAAGCUCUAAUUACUUCUGCAGAGGAAAAACAAGUUAAUGAUCCUAUUGUCGGGCUUUGGUUGAGAAGGCUUAAAGAUGUUGUUUAUGAUGCAGAUGACGUUAUGGAUGAGUUCGCUUACGAAACCAUGCGUCGUCAUGCAAUGGAAGCCAACUUAAACACAGAUUGCGAUCUCUUGUUUCAUCCUCCAACCCACUUUUAUUUCAAUUUAAGAUGGCUCGUAGUGUUCGAGAUAUCAAUUCAAAGUUAGAUGAAAUCCACAAGAACAGUAAAACGUAUCAGUUUCAAAAUACUAAUAUUAUCAAAGACAAUCCAACUAGGGUUUUUCAAAGUAACCGACUAACCUCAUCCGUUGUAGAUGAUUCAAAACUUCUAGGGAGGGAGGGUAUGGGGGGACUGGGUAAGACCACAUUAGCUCAAAUGGUCUACAAAGAUGACUCCAUAGUGAGAAAUUUUGAGCCAAGAGCUUGGGUCUGUGUCUCUGAUACUACUUUUGAUACCUAUAAAAGAUAUCAUAGAGUCCAUCACUGGAACAAAAUGCGAUGAUCCAUCAAAUGUCGACGUACUGGCAAAGCAAGUUCAGAAAAAAGUGAUGGGUAAGAAAUAUCUACUAGUACUCGACGAUAUGUGGAAUGUGGAUACCGAAAAUUGGAAUACACUGAAAGAUGUGCUUAUUUGUGGCGCCUUGGGAAGCAAAAUAUUAAUCACUACACGCAACCAAAAAGUUGCAUCUGUUGUCGGGGGCCGUAUUCACAAACUGGAAAAAUUAUCGGACGAUGCUUGUUGGUCCAUUAUUGAGAAAAAAUUACUGUCCCAAGUUGGAGCAGUAUUGACUCCAGAAAUGACAAGUAGUGGCAAGUAUAUAGCGGAAAAAUGUGAUGGAUUACCCCUUGCGGCAAACUCACUUGGAAGUUUAAUGUGCUCCAGAAGAGACGAAAGCUAUUGGCUGUCAAUCGUAAACAACAUCAGCCGUUUGCAAGAUUUCUUCGGCAUGGGGUGUCAAGGACGAUUUAAGGAAGCUCAAGGAUACCCUGGAGUCAAUUCAAACUCUGAUUUCUGAUGCGGAGAUGAAACAAGUUAAUGAUGCUGCUGUGGGACUUUGGUUGAGAAGGCUUAAAGAUGUUGUUUACGAUGCUGACGACGUUAUCGAUGAGUUCGCUUAUGAAACCAUGCGUCGUGAUGCAGUGGGAGGCCACUUUAAACAGAAAGUACGAGCUCUUGUUUCAUCUUCCAAUCCACUUGUAUUUCAUUUUAAGAUGGCCCGUAACAUUCGAGCCAUCAAUGAAAGGUUAGAUCAAAUCAACAAAGACAGUAAAAUGUAUAAGUUGCAAAAUACUAGUAUUACCCAAGACAACCUGACUAUGGUUUUGCGAAGUAACAGAUUAACCACAUCCGUUGGUGGUGCUGAUUCAAUAUUUUUAGGGAGGGAGGCUGCAAAAUCAGACAUAAUAAAGAUAUUAAUUAACAAGUCAUCGCCAUUAUCGCCAUCAUCAUCUGGUAUUUCUUCUCAACUAGAGAAUGUAUCCACUUUAUCCACCGUGGGCAUGGGUGGACUGGGUAAAACUAAUUAUUAGUCCCACAUUGUCUGGGUUUCUAAGAUCCUGCGAUUUAUAAUCCUUUGGGCCUCUCCACUCAUUGCCAAUUGGUUUUGAGUUGGAUGCCCGCAGACUUUAAUACUACAGUAGCCCAAAUGGUCUGCAAUGAUGACUCCGUAGGAGCUUGGGUUUGUGUCUCUGAUCCUUUUGAUACCUUUGAGAUUUUAAGAGGUAUCAUCGAAUCGAUUAAGAAAGAAAAUUGUGUAAAACCAUCAAAUGUUGACGUACUGGCGAACCAAGUCAAGGAAAUAUUGAUUAGGAAGAAGUAUUUGCUCGUGCUCGACGAUUUGUGGAACGAGGAUACCGAAGAUUGGGGGAAAUUGAAACGUUUCAUUGACUGUGGCGGGUUGGGUAGCAAAAUAUUGGUCACUACACGCAGCCAAAGGGUUGCAUCUGCUGUUGGAAGUUCAGUUUACAAUUUGAAAAAAUUAUCAGAUGAAGUUUGCUGGUCCUUUAUCGAGAAGAAAUUGUCGUCCCAAGGCGGAGCAGUAUUGACUCCAGAAAUGACAAGUAUUGGCAAGGAAAUAGCGGAAAAAUGUGAUGGCUUACCCCUUGCGGCGAACUCACUUGGAAGUUUAAUGUGCUCGAGAAGAGAUGAAAGCUAUUGGCUGUCAAUAGUAAACGACAUCAAUCGUUUGCGAGGUACAUCUGAACAUAAAAAAGUCAUUUCAAUAUUGAAGUUGAGCUAUGAUAAUUUGCCUUCUCCAUUGAAACAAUGUUUUUCAUACUGCUGUAUUUUUCCGAAAGACUGGAAAAUAAAUAGAGAAAUGCUAAUUCGUUUAUGGAUGGCGGAAGGAUUCCUUUUGCCAUCAGUUGGAGGAGAAAAUAUAUCUCUUGAAGAGAUAGGAAAUGAAUAUUUUGAGCAUCUAGUCUGGAGUUCGUUUUUUCAAGAUGUGCAGGAAAGUGUAAUAUCGGGGGACAGUGUUGUAACCUGUAAGAUGCAUGAUUUGGUGCAUGAUCUUGCACUGAGCGUCCUAGAUUGUAAUGAAUUUGGAAUUACAAAGGUAAAAGAUGGGAAGGAACAAGUUUCAGAUGUUCGUCGUUUACAGCUGCAAUUUGAUGGAGGACGAAGAAUGACAUCUCCAAAUGUGUUAUUGAAUGCGAUGAAGUUGCGAACUAUUAUUGCUGUUCAACCAGAAAAUUUUUCACAUGUUAAUUCUUUCUUUCGUCAUAAGUGUUUACGAAUAUUAUGUCCGCUAGGUUACUGGGUUGGAUGCUCACUCUCUCGUGGAUUCGAUCGCCAAAUAUGUUCUGCUUCUCCGAUUUCUAAGCUGAAGCAUCUAAGGUACCUUGACCUCUCAUUCAUUGAUUUAUCUCGUGAGGUGUCUUUAAGUCAUUCUUACAAUCUGCAAACACUCAUACUGGUUGGAUGUGAAAACGUUCCCAGCCGGUUUGUUAGUAAAAUUGGGUCAUUGAAGAGUUUGAGGCAUCUUGAUAUCUCGUACUCGGAUAUUAAAUUUAUACCCGAAAAUAUCGGUUCCUUAGAACAUCUAAGUUGCCUUGAUGUUUCAAAUACACAAAUCUCAAAACUACCAGAUUCAAUCACUCGUAUCAGCAGUUUAAAGAUUUUGAAGUUUGAUUAUUGUUAUUAUUUAGAUGCCUUACCUAUAGAGCUAGGAGCACUGACCGGAUUAAGGCGUCUUAAUUUGAUUGAUACUAAUAUCCAAGAAUUGCCCGAAUCAUGCAUUACGAACCUUUGCAAUUUGGAGAUCGUGAGACUUGGUUGGGAGUGUGAGCUUCCCAAAGAAAUUAAGAAUUGGCCGAAAUUGAGAAUUUUUACACUCUAGAGAAAAUUAUGCAAUGCCAAGAGGUAUAGAAAAUCUCACCAGCCUUGAAGAAUUAGAUUACGUGGCCAGUAAUGGAAGUGGUAUUGAAGAGUUGGGAGGCUUAAACUCCCUUAAAGAGUUGGGUAUAAGAAAUCUGGAUAAUGUCAAAGGUGGAAAACAAGGCGCGAAGUUAAAUGACAAGCAACACCUUCGAGUACUGAAUCUGCAUUGGGGUUCCACUGGAAAUGACGAUCAUGAAGUGCGAAAUAGAAGAAUUGUGAAUGACGCUGCGGUGUUUGAGGGUCUCCAGCCUCACUCAAAUUUGAAGAGGUUGAGGCUAGAAGGAUUCUCAGGUUUCAAUUAUCCAAAGUGGAUGAUGGGUUAUUCCAAAUUGACAAACUGCCUUCCGAAUUUGGUGGAAUUAAAUUUAAUAAAUUGUGAUCAGCUUCCUGCGCUGGGUAUGCUCCCAUUUCUUAGGGUUCUUGAGAUUCGGAAAAUGAAAUCAAUAAGUGUCUGGGAGAAGAAUUUUAUUAUCAACAAGAAAACCAAGACGAAGAAGAAGAAAGCAUUAGUAGUACAAAGAUAUCAUCAUCAUUAUUCCCUUCGUUACUUGAAUUGGAGAUUGAAUUGGAAAACUUAGAAGAAUGGGUUGCUCCUCCUCUUUCUUCUACUACUUCUUGUUUCCCUUCACUUGAGAGUCUGAUGAUGAUUGACUGUAAAAGAUUGAGAACCGCACCGAUAACUUGUUUUUCUUCUCUCAAGACAUUGGAAUUAUGGCGUACCGAUGAUAAUGUAGUAAACUCGUUCUUCAAUAGAGGAGGUGGUCUGACCUCUCUCACAGAGAUUCACAUACGGGAAUCUCCAGAUCUAAUAUAUCUACCACCACUAGGCGUACUACUCCAACACAAUACUCCGAAUCUUCAACUCCUAGAUAUUAGAUCCUGCUCAAGUUUUCAAGGUUUUCGUGAUGAGGAUCUAAAAAACAACAACAACAACAACAACAAUUCUCUUCGCUCGUUGCGCUUAAUCAAUUGCCCUGUUUUAACGUCUCUACCGGAUUUACGAUUAUUCACUUGUAUUCAGUCAUUGAAGUUGGAAUAUUGUCCUGGUUUGACGUCUCUACCAGAUUUACGAUUAUGUACGUCUCUCCGGGAAUUGACCAUCUACAAAUGCGAUAAACUGAAUAAGAAGUCGAUACCUUAUGAUCUUAAGAAGUCCCUGACGUUUCUUGAAGAUCUGAGAGUUGAUUUCAUUCAAAGAGAUGAGGGUGGUCCGGAUGCAUCUUAUGAAGAAGAAUUAAUUAAUUUGAUGGAGAAGAAGAAGAAAAUCUGCUUGCUAUAAUUCAUCUCCCCAACAGGUUAGAUCAAAAUCGGAGUUACUUAUUCAACUACAUUUUUGUAGCUAGGUUGAUGACAGAGGAGUCGCGAUGAGCAACCAGGCAUGCACUACUGACAAGCUCUUAAAAUUCUCCCAACAGUGAAUAUUGUAGUGGCAAGUAAGGAUUGGGCAUGUACUUCCUUUCGAAAACAUUUUUCUAUUAAAACUGAUUCUUUUUUCUUUUAAGCAUAUUAAAACUGAAUGUUCAAUUUCCUCUUGUCCGUAAUUUCUUCUAGUAAUUGUUUCGAUUGUUUCA
Messenger RNA from Papaver somniferum (opium poppy), 5396 nucleotides. RefSeq names its product putative disease resistance protein RGA3. Gene Ontology annotation, molecular function: ADP binding. The record is from RefSeq and is a predicted model, not a curated record. NCBI's taxonomy places the organism in Eukaryota, Viridiplantae, Streptophyta, Magnoliopsida, Ranunculales, Papaveraceae. The transcript has 3 exons. The coding region runs from base 2060 to 3784 and encodes 574 amino acids. Gene Ontology annotation, biological process: defense response to other organism.